AUGAAACCCUUGCUUCUCACUGUCGAUAGGCCUGACAAGAAAGAAUCGAAAUCAGAUUUGCAUGAAGAGUACCUUGCAGCUGCGCGCUGCAUCACGCGAUGCAUUGACAUGUUUUGCAAGAUCAAUAAGGUCAUCGACAUUGGCACCCUACUGAAACAGCGUGAACUCGCCAAUUCUGGAGAGGUAUCCGAGGAUGAGGAUGAAGCAGCUCAUCGAGAGAAGCAGUUAUCAAAACCAUCUCAGAAAACACAGGAUAGCCGGCUCGAAAGACCCGAAGAAAGCCUCGGAACUCAGGAGAAUCAUCUGAAAGUCUUGGCCCGCUUUCUCUGCCUGAUGGGUGAGAUUGAAAAUUUCAAUGAGGACCCAACAAUUACAAUUGAAUGGCUGCAAAGCGGCAAAAUUCGCAUGGAGGCAGACGCCUUUCUGGCUUUUCUUUGGAAUGGUGAUCUGCCUGGAGGCAACUAUGACCCGGACAACAUGAUGGACGGUUUUCUUGACGGCUUUGUCCUUGAGCGUACCAUGAGACACAUAUUCACAGGCCCUUCGACUGCGUAUGGUGCGCAAUCGCGCGGGACACGUCCAUCCAAUGCUUCAUUGCACACUAUGACUACUGUUGAACCACCACACAUUGCCUAUGGCUGUGUACAGGUCCGAUUUGGAAUCAGCUCCAGAAAUACAUGGACCGAGGAGGACGGUGAUUUCAAUUAUCACGACUUCUACCGCCACAUCAUUGAGCUUAUCAACGACUUACCUGACGAUGACAAGGAACAAUUGUUGAAGGACUGGAACCUCAAACUAUUCAAGAACAAGGCUGGACGUGAUGUGGCUAAAGACAGUGCUGACGAGCUUGGACCCUCGGGUGCUCGCAAGGACUUGCACUAUGGACUCAGAGCGCCCAGCUGCACCUCUACUUCACCCAUUGCCCACUUGAGAGAAUUUGCCCCCUCCUUCAAGGAUACCUCCACCUUCUUCACCAGCUCGCAGGAGCCCACGUCGUCCCACACAGCCAAGUAUAUUUCCCACUCGAGAGAACUCACUCCCUUGUCCAAGGACACCUCCACCUUCUUCACCGGCUCGCAGCAUCCCAUGUCCACGUCCUAUUGCUCAUUCAACCAAGCCAGCUGUGUCAAGUCCAUUGGCUGCUUGGGAGAACUUAUCAGCACCCCCUCCACCACCAUCACCAGCUCCAGCUCCACAACUCUAUUGCAAGCCAAUUGCGACACACCUGGCAGUGAACUGACGACCUCCGAUGAGGAAGAAGAAUCCCAGCCGAAGCCGAAGAAGCGAAAGGUAGCAUCAGCCAAAUGUGGCAAGGGCAAGUCCAAGGCACCGGCAGUUGAGGCUUCAGAUGAUGAGUCUGAACUUCCAAGGUGUUCAACCAAGCACAAGGCAGCUGUUGCCACUAGAUACCAGCCCGCUAAGAAGAAGCAGAAGAAAUAA
This is a messenger RNA of Suillus paluster, 1440 nucleotides long. RefSeq lists its product as uncharacterized. The record is from RefSeq and is a predicted model, not a curated record. Bases 1 to 1440 code for a protein of 479 amino acids. Lineage: Eukaryota; Fungi; Basidiomycota; Agaricomycetes; Boletales; Suillaceae. The transcript is spliced from 11 exons.